AACAGAAAAUUUUGAAUUCACAGCAGUGUAGCACGAUUCAGUACGCGUAUUCGGUUAUCCGAUUUUUAUUUAAUCUUCGCCGACUGAGAAUAAGUACAUACUUUAGACGAUGUCGCAAAUCGAGAAUUACUACGAUGAUGACAUCGUGAUAUCUGGAAUUUCAGGAACCUUUCCAGACAGCGAGAACUUUGAAGAAUUCAAGGAAAACUUAUUAAAAGGGAAAGAUAUGUUUUCAACAGUCGACACAUACGAUGGCAGUAUAGUAAAAGGUGAGGUGAAAACAAUUGAUCGUUUCGAUCAUUCAUUCUUUCACCUAAAUCAUCAUAAUGCCGAAGGAAUGCUUAUUGGUUCAAGAAUUCUACUGGAGAAAACAUUCGAAGCGGUCUUAGAUGCAGGUUACAAUUUGCAACAAAUAAAAGGUAAAAAUAUAGCUGUAGUUGGCGGAAUAUGGGAAUCUAGUUCCGAAAAUGACCCAGCGUUUGACGCAUCCGUCGAAAAAUAUGAUGGCAUCAUUGGUACAGCUCAUUUUAUGUGUGCGAACAGAAUCUCAAAUUGGUUGGAUCUGCACGGACCAAGUUUCGUUGUGAAUACAGCAUGUUCAUCGUCCAUGUACGCUUUGGACAUGGCCAUUAAAUACAUUCAGAAUGGGCAAUGCGAAGGGGCAAUCGUUAAUUCAGCUAAUUUCAUCUUCUGUGGCGGAGAAAGUUUUACUACUCCGGUGCUUCAUAGCACAAAGACAAUCUCAUCACCUUUCGAUGCGCAAGCUGGUGGAUACAUCAGAAGCGACGCUGUGGUUGUGAUUUUCAUACAAAAAAGAAAGUACGCCAGAAGAGUCUACGCCAACAUCGUUCAUUUGGCAACAAAUUGCGACGGAUUCAAAGCAGAAGGUAUCAUGCACCCUUCAAUCACCCAACAAAAAGAACUAUACGAACAAUUUUACAAAACGGUCAACAUUGAUCCGAGAUCCAUUUCAUACAUAGAAGCUCAUUGCACAGGAACACAGGUAGGUGAUGUUGUAGAAGGAACAUCAAUUGCAGACUUUUUCUGCCAAGGACGUGAAACUCCGUUGAAAGUCGGAUCCGUUAAAUCGAAUAUAGGUCAUACUGAGGCUGCUGCUGCUUUGUGCAGCAUUGCUAAAUUAAUCGUAGCCUUUGAAAGUGGAAUUAUUCCUGCAAAUUCCCAUUUCACAAGUCCAAAUCCAAAUAUCAAAGGUUUAAUUAACGGCCAGCUACAGGUUGUUACAGAACCAACACCCGUAGAAGGAAAAUAUUUCGCAUUGAAUUCUUUUGGAAUAGGUGGCGCUAAUGGACAUCUUUUAUUGACACCACACAAUAAAAUUAAACAGCCCACUAAAUCGCAUAAAGAAGGUAUACCAUGGAUGCUGACCGUUUCUGGACGCACAGAAGACGCUAUCGAUUGCAUUUUCAACGAUAUUGAAAAGAAUUAUCAUGAUGAAGAAUAUGUGGCUUUAUUACACCAAGUUUUUAGCGAUGACAUAAGCGGUCACCUUCAAAGAGGAUUCAUUAUUUUGCAUGAGAAGAAAGAUCAUGUAAAAUCCAAAACAUUUUUUCCAGGUGAUAAACGGCCUGUAUGGUUUGUCUUUAGUGGUAUGGGUUGUCAAUGGCCCGCAAUGGCGAAAUCGUUGAUGACGAUACCCAUUUUUUCCGAAUCUAUUCGAAAAAGUCAUCAGAUAUUGCAAUUAAAACAAAUCGAUUUAAUCAGAAUAAUCACAGAUGAUGAUCCUAAAAUAUUCGACAAUAUUUUAAAUUCACUAGUUGGAAUAGCAGCUAUUCAAGUAGCUUUGGUUGAUAUUUUGCAAGCGAUUGGAAUACAGCCUGAUGGAAUAAUAGGCCAUUCGGCAGGAGAAGUAGGCUGUGCAUACGCUGAUGGAUGUUUGACAGCAGAACAAACCAUUCUUGCCGCUUAUUAUCGUGGUUUGGUUUCAAUAGAAACCGAACUGAUUCAUGGCACAAUGGCUGCUGUUGGGGCAAGUUAUGAAACACUAAAAGAGCUGAUCACCAACGAUAUCGAUAUCGAUAUUGCUUGUCACAAUGGUCAUACAAGCUACACAAUAUCUGGUCCUACACCAAAUGUUGAACAGUUCAUCCAAAUUUUAAAAGAAAAAGACAUAUUUGUUAAACCAGUGAACACAUCAAAUAUCGCAUAUCACAGUCGUUUCAUUGAACCUCUGGGCCAAAAAUUAUUAUCAUUACUACAAAACGAGGUCAUAACCGAACGAAAACUUCGUUCAGAAAAAUGGAUAUGUACAUCUGCUCCUGAACACGAAUGGGAUAUGGAUCAAGCGAAGUAUUCUUCAGCAGAGUACUUCACAAAUAAUUUACUCAAGCCUGUAUUAUUUGAAGAAGGCUGUCGCCAUAUACCCAGCAAUGCUAUAACCAUAGAAAUAGCUCCUCACGGAUUAUUACAAGCAGUGUUGAAACGUUCGUUACCCACAACUGUAACAAAUAUUCCACUAACGUUAAAGAACCACGAAAACGGAGUUGAGUUUCUUUUAAACUCGUUGGGUCGAAUGUACGAGGCCGGAUGCGUUCCGAAAUUGAAUGUUUUGUAUCCACCAGUAGAAUUCCCUGUCAGUAAGUCAACUCCAACAAUUGCGUCGCUAAUUAAAUGGCAACAUGAUGAACAAUGGUCAGUUGGAAAGCUCGAAAAAGAUUUCCGUACUCAGCGAGAAUUUAUUAUCAGAUCAACUGAUGUUGAAUAUAAAUUUUUAAAAGACCACAUUAUCGAUGGAAGGAAUUUAUAUCCGGGCUUAGGUUACCUGUGGUUAGUCGUAGAAAUGGUCAGCCGUAAGAAACACGGAGAAAAUUCCAGAAUGCCAGUAGUUUUUGAAAAUGUUCGUUUUGAAAGGGCAACAAUAAUUCCUCAAAAAGGUGUUGUGAAAUUUCUGGUUACAAUUACUCCAGUUAGAAAACAUUUUGAAGUCUCAGAGAAUGGUCAAAUUCUAGCCUCGGGGACAGUACGACUACCCGAAAAUGUCGAUAAAGAGAUGAUAGAUGUGAAACAGGAUGAUGUCACUGUUUCAGAUUGUGAUGACAUAUACUUGAAUACUAAUGAUUUCUAUAAGGAACUUAGAUUAAGAGGCUACCAAUACAAAGGGUCAUUCAAACAAGUGGCUCGGGUGCAUUAUACAGGUACUUAUGGCGAGGUAUGGUGGAAUGAUAAUUUCUUAACUUUUAUGGACAAUAUGGCCCAAAUACAAAUACUGGCUCUCGAUACUCGCGAACUUCUGAUUCCAACAUUCAUGCGUAAAAUCGUCAUCGACUUUGAGAAACAUAUGCAACAAACGGAGCUAUUAGACAAAGAGAAACCGCAAUUCCCCGUACAUGUUUAUCCAAGACAUCGUCUAGUGUGCUCUGGAGGUAUCCAAAUGAUUGGUUGGAGUGUUAAAGGUGCCAUUCGUAAGAAAAAUCUAGCCGAACCACUUCUGCAGAAAUACCAAUUUGUGCCCUACAUCAACGAUGAGGAAAUGAAACUAAAUCUGGCAGUAGAAACAUGUAUCAACAUUGCGUUAGCCAAUACAUUAGAAAUGCAAGUAAACACAUACGAGUUACUCGAUACUGACCAUGAUCCUGAUGUUGAAAUGAUGUCACCUAUAAUUUUGAAAUCACUGAUGAAUUCGUUGUUGGGUCAGCCCAAUGUCGCCAUCUUGAAGAGCUCUGAUCAAAUGACGGAAAUUGAAAUGCCAAAUGAAAUAACCAUAUCGGAAGAAAAAUUACCCAAAGAUAAAAGCAGCACGUUAAUUGCAUUAUCAAAUAUAUGCGAUAAAAUUGACAUGCUUGAAGAUAUACGCGAGGCAUUAAAAGACAAUGGAUUCAUCAUCACAAGAGAACCUAUAAUUAAUGACAUCAAUACAUACGAAAAGUUGAACUUCAAUGUUUGCUUUAGCCGUAAGAUAAAUGCUUCGGAGAGAAUUAUACUCCUGAAUAAAUUGGUGAAAAGUGAAUCAUCCUACAAAACUGUUAAAGUAGAGAGCGAUUCGUUCACUUGGGUACCGAAUGUUCAAAACGAAUUGGCAGCCAUUAACCUUGAACAAAACGAUAAAUUAGUCAUGUACGCCGAAAAAGAUCAGAAAAAUGGAAUCUUAGGAUUAUUCAAUACUUUGAGAAGAGAACAAAAGGGAAUUAACGUAAGAUGUAUUUAUGUGAUGGAUGAAAACACGACGGAUUUUUCUUUGGAUCACCCAUUCUAUACAGUUCAACUGGAUAAGAACUUAUGUGAAAAUGUUCUCAAAAAUGGACAGUGGGGUGCUUAUUGCUAUUUGCAAAUAGACCAAGUUGACGAUACAGAAGCAUCUAAUGUACUUUGUGUACAAAAAGAACGCGGCAAUCUAUCAUCAUUUAAAUGGAUCGAAAGAUCCCCUCCACAUCCACACGAAAAUUUUGAGCCAAACUCCAUUUAUGUAUAUUAUAGUAGUUUGAAUUUCCGAGAUAUUAUGAUAACAAGUGGCAGAAUUUCUGCAGAAGACCUUCCUCUGUAUAGUCGAUUAUCUGAUUGCCAUCAUGGCUUCGAAUUUUCCGGCAAAGAUAACCAUGGAACACGCUGGAUGGGUAUCAUAGAAAAAGAAGCAAUCGCAACCACUGUUCAACCACAUCAUUACAUGACUUGGAAAAUACCAGACUAUUUGACUUUAGAAGAAGGAGCUACCAUUCCUACCGUAUACCUUACAGUAAUUAUAGCCUUCUUUUUCAAAAUGAAUUUAAGAAGGGGAUGCUCCGUGCUCAUACACGCAGGUAGCGGCGGAAUUGGUCAAGCAGCCAUCAACAUAUGUCUUCAUUACGAAUGUGAAAUAUUUACAACAGUCGGGACUCCUGAAAAAGUACAGUUUAUAAGAGAAACAUUCCCUCAGAUUCCAGAGAGCCAUAUUGGUAAUUCGAGAGAUACAUCAUUUGAACAAUUAAUAAUACAGCAGACAAAUGGACGCGGAGUGGACGUAGUUCUUAAUAGUUUGAUUGGUGAAAAAAUGCAAGCUUCUGUUCGUUGUUUAGCUUAUGCUGGACAUUUCAUAGAGAUAGGAAAAUACGACAUGCUUGAAAAACAAACUUUGAAUUUGGAACAUUUCUUAAACGACAUCUCGUUUCAUAGCAUUCAGAUGGACUUGGGUGAUAGAGGCGACUCACACCUCAAAAUUGCAUUACGGAAUAAGCUAUCAGAACUUCUUGAUCAAGGAGUAGUAAAACCAUUACAUAGAACAGUUUUUCAAGCCGAUGAAGUGGAAUCAGCUUAUAGAUUCAUGGCAGCUGGAAAGCAUAUAGGGAAAGUUCUGAUAAAAAUGAAUAAUGAAGAGAACGAACUUGAAGGAAAACCAACAUCAAUAUUCAGGAAAUGUGAGCCACAGGUUCUCUGCCAAGAAUACAGCGCCUAUGUCAUUGUAGGAGGUCUAGGAGGAAUGGGCAUGGAGCUGGUUGAUUGGUUAAUCCUGAAAGGUGCUCGCAAUAUUGUAUUAAGUUCACGAACAGGAAUUAAAGAUGGUUACCAGUCUUAUCGCAUACAAUUAUGGCGAUCAUACGGAGCAAAAAUUAUAAUAUUCACUGAAGAUGUGAUAAAAGAAGCAGGUGCAGAAAAUUUACUUCGAGCAGCUAACGAAUUAGGGCCAGUAGAAGGGAUAUUCAACCUCGGAAUGGUUCUCAAAGAUGGUCCUUUUGUUGAACAAACUGAAGAAAACUUCAAUUUGGCGUAUGCUCCAAAGGCAGUCAUAACGAUGCACUUGGACAAUCUAAGCAGAAAAAUGUGUCCAGACUUAAAACAUUUUGUAGUAUUUUCCAGUGUAGCUUGUGGUCUGGGCAAUCCAUAUCAAAGCAGUUACUCUUAUGCCAAUUCUGCAAUGGAAAGGAUAUGUGAAAUUAGACACCGCGAUAAUCUACCCUCUCUGGUAAUUCAAUGGGGAGCUGUUGGAGAUGUUGGUACAUUAACCGAAUUUCAAGAACAAAUCUCAGGAACAGAAAUCACAUUUUGCGGAGCUCUGCUACAAACAAUAAAAUCAUGCUUGCAAACGUUGAAUAUGUUCAUGAAACAAUCCUCUCAUCCCAUUUUAAGCAGUAUGGUAGUAGCUGAAAAGAAUCGUUUCGAUGGUAUUGACAUAAUAAGUGCAGUAGCAAAUGUAUUGGGAAUUAAGGACCUUAAAACCAUAAAUCAAUCAUGGACAUUUCCAGAGCUGGGUAUGGAUUCUAUUCUAGGAAUGGAGCUGAAACAAAUCUUGGAAUCAGAAUUCAAUGUCAUAUUCACUCCAGAAGACCUACGAACUAUGACUUUUGUUAAACUGCACCAAAUGAAAGAAGAAAAAGAAACUGCAUCAAAAACUGGUAAAAAAAUGAAAACACAAAUUCAAAUUUUUAUGGAAGAAGUACUUCUAAAUAAAGCAAUUCGUCGGAUACCAAUAGAUGAAAACCAUAUUGAAAGACCAAUAGUUUUUGAUGAAAACCCAACUACUUUCAUAUUUCCAGGAGUUGAUGGAUUAGCGGUUACUAUGCAAUCAUUAGCCAAAAAUUUGCCAGGGCAAGUACUGUGUUUCCAGUACUAUUUUGCAGAAGUUGCAGAUUUUUCCGUUGCGGAAUUGAGAGAUCAUUUCGCUAAAUACAUAUUGGAAAAUUUCAACUUGAACGGAGAGUUUUGCUUAAUUGGUCACAGUGUGGGUGGGUGCUUGGCUUUAGAAGUGGCUCAUAUUUUAGAAAAACAGGGAAAAAGAGGAUAUCUAUACUUGAUAGAAUGUUCUCCGGAAUAUUUUCAAAAACUCCAGGAUAGAGAUGUGGUAAAAGAAGAUUAUUCCAGCGAUGAACAAAUACAAAUCAAAGUCUGCUCAACUAUGGUGUCAACAUUUUUUCCAACGAUGCCAAUAGAACAUUAUACUCAAUCACUGAAAAAUACGGAUAGUUGGGCUUCAAAGAAAAAGCUAUGUUUAAAAUUACUAUCAACAGAAUUGGAAAAUGAAAACGCAAUGGAUCUGCUGCUAGACAAAAUUUACUUUGCGAGCAUAGCACUCAGAGAUUGCAAAAUUCCUCAAGUAUCACUCGAAUCAUCUGGUAUUCUGAUAAGAUGCGUGAAGGACCCGCUUGAUGCUGACGACGCUUACGGAUUAUCACAGUAUUUCAAAAAUCCUAUUCAAAUACAUAAAAUUGAUGAUGCUGGCCACAAUACAAUUUUGAAUCAUGCAAAAACUUCAGAAAUUUUGAUGGAGUCACCAUUAUGGAAGAAGUGACCAGUUGAUGAAUUUUUCCAAGAAAUCCAGAAUCUUUAAAAAGCAACCGUCCUUCCAAUUCCACCUACAUGUUGGAGUUUCUUCCACCUCCUCGCACUAGACAGUGUAUUUCUUUGAUUCUUGCAAGACUUUGGUACUUUGGAGGAUUCUUUAGUUUUUAAAAACGAAAUUGACCCAGCAGAAAAUCAUGAAAUUUUGAUAACUGAUCAAAGCGUCUCAAUUAAGUAGAUAAAUAGGUAAUUUUUAGAAGAUAAAUCUGGGAUAAAUUCUACACAGAUGAAUUCAAAUCAAGAUAAAGGAGUUGAUGCCAUGCUGUUUCAAAAUUUUCAAUAACUUAAAUUGAAUUUCAUAUUGAAUGGAUCCAGAAUCCAAGUCUCCAUAGCUUUUCCGUUGGGUAUACAUAUUCAGUGGAUAAGUAAUGUAACUAUAAGUUGUGUAAUAUGAGUAAGGGUAAUUUUAUUCACAAAAGUAUUUAUUCUAUUGUAUGUAUGGUCAAAUACAUUUUGAAUGAUAAAAUGUUUGAAAAA
Molecule: messenger RNA, 7740 nt
Organism: Planococcus citri (citrus mealybug)
Lineage: Eukaryota; Metazoa; Arthropoda; Insecta; Hemiptera; Pseudococcidae
Product: fatty acid synthase-like
Exons: 37
Coding region: 110-7213 (2367 amino acids)
Biological process (GO): fatty acid biosynthetic process
Molecular function (GO): oxidoreductase activity; fatty acid synthase activity; 3-oxoacyl-[acyl-carrier-protein] synthase activity
Source: RefSeq, a predicted model, not a curated record